CAGGAGGGAGCGGAUGAGAUAGACAAACAGAAAGAGCCCGUGUGCGUGACGCACGGACGCCGUGACUCCGCCGCAAAGAGAGGGAGAGUCCACUCUCUGAAGAAGCAACGGCGACGCCUCCGACGACGAGCACAGCUGCCCAGCAAACUAGCAGCGCCCUCGUCAGUUCCGUCUCGUUCCCAACCUCUCCCGGAUUCGAUUCGAUUGACCCGUCCGCUCCAAAUCGAAUCUAAUCAGCAGUUUUGGAGUUGCGGAAGGGAGAAAGAGAGAGAGAGAGAGAGGAGAGGGGCAUGGAUCAGGUGCUCAACAAGGUGGGGAGCUACUGGUUCAGCAAAAGGGCCAGCAAGGAAAUCGACUCCAUCGGCGACGACAUCAGCUCGAUCUCAAGCAGCAUUGGAGGGUCAGCCAAAUGGAUGGUGAACAAAAUUAAAGGGAAGAUGCAGAAAGCACUUCCAGAUCUCCUCAAGGAAUAUGACAUGCCAGCAGGGCUCUUCCCACGGGACACGACUAACUAUGAGUUCAAUGAAGAGACAAAGAAGCUGACAGUGUACAUCCCGUCAGCCUGUGAUGUUGGUUACAAGGACUCGUCAGUGCUGCGGUUCUUCACCUGUGUGACCGGCUACCUUGAAAAGGGGAAGUUUUCCGACAUCGAGGGCAUGAAGACCAAAGUGCUGGUCUGGACCAAGGUGACUGCCAUCAAGACCGAGGGCCCAAAGGUCCAUUUCACUGCAGGCGUGAAGAAGACUCGGAGCCGUGAUGCCUAUGAGGUCGUCAGAGAUGGUAUCACCAUAGACAAGUUCUAGAGCAUAUACCUGGCAUGAAAAAUGUGACGCGGUUAUUCAUAUAUGCUUCUCUCCUCUCAGUUGGUACACCGAAAUUCAUACAAUAUCGUGGGCUAAUUCUGCAUUUGUAUGAAAGUUUAAUAUGCUUGACGUGUUAAUCACACUGCUAGAGCAUGCGAUAAAUCGCAGUUGGUUCAUUAUUAGGAAAUUGCAUUGAGCUGUAAUCA
Zea mays is the source of this 1009-nucleotide messenger RNA. RefSeq lists its product as uncharacterized. The record is from RefSeq and is marked validated. Lineage: Eukaryota; Viridiplantae; Streptophyta; Magnoliopsida; Poales; Poaceae.